Paramecium primaurelia is the source of this 957-nucleotide messenger RNA. NCBI's taxonomy places the organism in Eukaryota, Ciliophora, Oligohymenophorea, Peniculida, Parameciidae. The record is from the annotation of a GenBank genome assembly.
AUGAAAGCCCCUUUUUAAGAGGAGGAAGCUCUAGCUGACAUCUUUGGUCAUAUAAAAGAUGUAGAUGACCAAAUGUUUGGUGUCAUAUUAGAAAAAUUAAGAAACGAAAAAGUUUAAGACAUCAUUGGAUAUUUUUCAGAUAACUGGAAUCAAAGCCAAUUAGAAUAAUGUAUCAUAAAAAAAGGAGUUGAUAUCACCCAGGCUGAUAAAGAAUAGAAAUUGUCUGUUGUUAGAAAUGAUAUCAAAUAAAUCAUAAAAGUCUUAAGAAAAUUAAAAGACCAUGACUUCAAUAAGUUAGACUAUUCUUCUGAAGUAAAAGAAGAAUCUAAAUAAAGUUUAAUUAAUAGCAUCCAGGAUAAUAGAAGGAUCAUUCAUUUCUUGUAAUUGUUAGUUCAACUCACAUCAAUUGAUGAAACUUUUAUAUAGGGUGGGUCUAAUUCAUUACAUAUAUUAGUUAAGAUGAAGGUGGACCUUAGAAACAAUAAUUUUGAAAAUAUAAAAAUCUAUAAUACUUCUUUAAUAGGAGCUAAUUUUGUUAGGUGUAAUUUAGUGGAUCCUAAUUUAAUAAUGUCAACAUAAGCGGAAUAAAUGUUAAUGGAGCUUUAUUAUUGAAUUGUAAAUGGACUGACUUAAAAAUCCUUGAAUUAAAUUAAUUACAUAGUCAUAAUGAUUAUAUAAGAUCAGUUUGUUUCUCUCCUGAUGGAAAUACAUUAGCUUCAGGAGGUAGUGAUUGCUCUAUCCGUCUAUGGGAUGUUAAAACAGGAUAAUAAAAAGCCAAAUUAGAGCGUAUUACUAGUAAUAUCUCGUCCGUUUGUUUCUCUCCUGAUGGAAAUACAUUAGCUUCUGGUAGUGAUAAUGGGUCUGUAUUAUUAUGGAAUUUGAUAAUAUUGUUCUUCCAAAUUUAUAAUCGCAAGUAAUAUUAUCAUUAAUAUUAAUAUCAUUAGAGUUAUAAUUUGA